Myxocyprinus asiaticus (Chinese sucker) is the source of this 6095-nucleotide messenger RNA. It is a transcript of the gene abcc1, whose product is annotated as ATP-binding cassette, sub-family C (CFTR/MRP), member 1. Lineage: Eukaryota; Metazoa; Chordata; Actinopteri; Cypriniformes; Catostomidae. The record is from RefSeq and is a predicted model, not a curated record. Gene Ontology annotation, cellular component: basolateral plasma membrane. Bases 88 to 4683 code for a protein of 1531 amino acids. Gene Ontology annotation, biological process: xenobiotic transport; glutathione transmembrane transport. The transcript is spliced from 32 exons. Gene Ontology annotation, molecular function: glutathione transmembrane transporter activity; ABC-type xenobiotic transporter activity; ATP binding.
CUACAGUCUGCAGAAAGGAGUACUUGGGUGGUUAUGAAACGGAGGUAACCCCCAGCACACACUGUAACAGAUCAUCUCCUACGGCGAAUGGGUAUUGACAGUUUCUGCAGUUUGGACGGUUCUGAUCCAUUUUGGGAUUGGAACCGGACAUGGCAAACACCCAAUCCAGACCUGACACCAUGUUACCAGAACACAGUGCUGGUUUGGAUACCAUGCCUCUACCUCUGGCUGUUAGCACCAUUCUACAUCCUAUACCUCAAAACCCAUGACCAUGGAUACAUAUGCAUGACACACCUCAAUAGAGCCAAAACAGUUAUUGGGUUUGCCCUAUGGCUUAUCUGCUGGGCAGAUGUUUUCUACUCUUUCUGGGAAAGAAGCCAAGGUGCUGCCAUUGCUCCUGUCUACCUGGUCAGCCCCACAGUGCUUGGCAUUACAAUGUUGCUGGCUACAUUCUUUAUCCAGAAUGAGCGGAUGAAGGGGGUCCAGUCAUCAGGGGUGAUGCUCAAUUUUUGGCUGGUCACCAUAGUGUGCGCUACUGUCACCUUUCGCUCCAAGAUUCUUCAUGCACUUAAUGAACCUUCCAGUGUGGAUGUGUUCAGAUAUACCACCUUCUACAUAUAUUACGCCUUGCUGCUCAUCUCACUGAUCUUGUCCUGCUUGUCCGACCAGCCUCCACUCUUUUCACAGGCUGUCAAAGACUUAAAUCCAUGUCCAGAGUCGGGAGCUUCCUUCCUGUCCAAGAUCACUUUCUGGUGGAUCACAGGGUUGAUGGUUAAGGGUUAUAAAAGGCCUCUGGAGGAGAAGGAUCUGUGGUCGCUCAACUCGGAGGAUAAAUCUCAGAGAGUGGUGCCACAGCUGGUGCGGUGCUGGGACCAAGAAUGCCACAAGGUCAAAAGGUCAGUAGAUAAGACCCUCUACUCCCCAAAACGGGCAGCAAAUCAAGAAAAGAAGGAUGGACAACCAAUAGAAGAGUCAGAGAUUCUGCUUGUGAAAACCCUUCAGAAAACUGGCGAGCCUUCUCUCUUCUGCGCUCUCUGCCGAACUUUUGGACCAUACUUUCUUAUCAGCUCUCUUUAUAAGAUUGCACAUGACAUCCUAAUGUUUGUCGGACCUGAGAUUCUCAGGCUGCUGAUCCAGUUUGUGAAUGAUUCCAGUGCCCCCUCGUGGCAUGGCUACUUCUACACCACCCUGUUGUUUGUUUGUACCUGUGUGCAAACCCUCAUUCUGCAGAAGUAUUUCCACGUUUGCUUUGUGACUGGUAUGAGGUUACGUACGGCCAUUGUUGGUGCUGUAUACAGGAAGGCCUUGGUCAUUACCAACGCUGCUCGUCGCACAUCCACUGUGGGAGAGAUCGUGAAUCUAAUGUCAGUGGACGCUCAGCGGUUCAUGGACCUCAUCACCUAUAUCAACAUGAUCUGGUCGGCACCUUUGCAGGUUAUCCUGGCCCUCUACUUCCUGUGGCAGAAUCUGGGACCUUCGGUGCUUGCUGGAGUUGCCGUGAUGGUGUUGAUGGUUCCUAUAAAUGCAGUCAUUGCCAUGAAGACUAAAACAUACCAGGUUGACCAAAUGAAAAGCAAGGACAAUAGGAUAAAGCUUAUGAAUGAGGUGCUGAAUGGCAUAAAGGUGCUUAAACUAUAUGCAUGGGAGCUGGCCUUCAAAGACAAAGUGUCUGCUAUCCGAAAGAGUGAAUUGCGUGUGUUGAAGAAGACCGCUUACCUUGGCGCUGUUUCCACCUUUACAUGGGUCUGCGCACCAUUUUUGGUUGCCCUCUCCACGUUUGCAGUUUAUGUGUUAGUGGAUGAACAAAAUGUUCUGGAUGCACAGAAGGCAUUUGUUUCUCUGGCUCUGUUCAACAUCCUGCGCUUCCCGCUCAACAUGUUGCCCAUGGUCAUCAGCAGCAUGGUGCAGGCCAGUGUGUCUAUGAAGCGUCUUUGUGUGUUUCUGUCCCAUGAGGAGUUGGAUGAAGAUAGUGUGGAGCGCCGAGCCAUCACUGGAUCUCCUGACAGCAUCAGGAUUGUAGACGGAUCUUUCAGCUGGUCAAAAGAUGACCCCCCAACUUUGAAGAGGAUUAACGUGCAUAUCCCUGAGGGGGCGCUGGUUGCUGUGGUAGGGCAUGUGGGUUCGGGGAAAUCCUCUCUGCUUUCAGCUUUGCUGGGAGAGAUGCAGAAACAAGAAGGAUCUGUCUCGAUCAAGGGCUCAGUGGCUUACGUGCCUCAGCAGGCCUGGAUCCAGAACGCCACUCUCAAAGACAACAUUUUGUUUGGACGGGAAACGAAAGAGAACUGGUACCAAAAAGUGGUAGAGGCCUGUGCCCUCUUACCAGACCUGGAGGUCCUACCUGGAGGAGACUUAACAGAGAUUGGGGAGAAGGGUGUAAAUCUCUCUGGAGGUCAGAAACAGCGAGUAAGUCUGGCCAGGGCUGUGUACUGCAGCUGUGCUGUUUACCUGCUGGAUGACCCGCUCUCCGCAGUGGACGCCCAUGUAGGAAAACACAUCUUUGAUAAGGUUAUCGGACCUCAAGGGGUGUUACAGGGCCGGACUCGGGUUCUGGUGACCCAUGGACUGAGCUUCCUGCCCCAAGCAGACCUGAUCCUGGUUAUGGUGGAUGGCGAGAUCACGGAGAUGGGGUCUUACACUGAGCUCUUAGGCAGACAGGGUGCCUUCGCUGAGUUCCUGUGCACUUACACCAACACAGAACAGGAAGAGGUAGAGGAGUCAGUGGGAGAGGAGGGAGGGGAGGUGGAGGCUGAGAAUGGGAAAUCUGAAGACACAGUCCCACGGAAAGGACUGGAGAAUGGGGGCCCUGCUGUACUUCUGGGACAGAGUCAGAACUCGCUUAAUGCAGCAGGGACAGGUAAAACCUCACAGAAGACUGAACCAAAUGAUACUGCUGCAAAGAAAACUAAAUCUGCAGAAGCUGCCAGACUAACCGAGGCAGACAAAGCCAACACUGGCAGGGUGAAGUUGGCUGUGUUUUGGGAGUACAUGAAGGCUAUCGGCUUGCCCUUGUCCUGCUUCAGCAUCUUUCUUUUUUUCUGUCAUCAUCUGUCCUCGUUGGGAUCAAACUACUGGCUUAGUCUUUGGACAGAUGACCCUGUUAUCAAUGGCACCCAGCCCAACAGAGAGAUGCGUUUAGGGGUUUACGGAGCCCUGGGACUAUCACAAGGUAUUGCAGUGUUCUGCUAUUCCAUCUCUGUUUCUGUUGGUGGGAUCUUAGCCUCACGUUACCUGCACCAGACGAUGCUCUACAAUGUUCUGAGGUCACCCAUGUCUUUCUUUGAACGCACACCCAGCGGCAACCUGGUCAACCGUUUUGCCAAAGAAACAGACACUAUUGACUCAGUCAUCCCUAGCAUCAUAAAAAUGUUCAUGGGUUCCAUGUUUAAUGUGCUGGGGUCAUGUGCUGUCAUCCUCAUCGCCACACCACUGGUAGCCAUCAUCAUCCCUCCACUGGGCCUGUUCUACUUCUUUGUACAGCGUUUCUAUGUGGCCUCCUCUCGGCAACUGAAGCGGCUAGAGUCAGUGAGCCGCUCUCCAGUCUACACACACUUCAGUGAGACACUGCUGGGCACCAGCGUGAUCAGAGCAUUUGGAGAGCAGCAGCGCUUCAUCAGGGAGAGUGAUGGCAGAGUGGACCACAACCAGAAAGCUUAUUUCCCCAGCAUUGUAGCUAACCGAUGGCUGGCAGUGAGGCUGGAGUUUGUAGGGAACUGUAUUGUGAUGUUUGCAGCACUCUUUGCUGUAAUGGCUCGGGACAGCUUGAGUCCAGGCAUCAUGGGAUUAUCUAUCUCCUACGCUCUGCAGGUCACGGCAUCUCUGAACUGGCUGGUGCGGAUGUCCUCUGAGCUGGAGACCAAUAUUGUGGCUGUGGAGAGGGUGAAGGAAUAUGGAGACACAGAAAAAGAGGCUGAAUGGAAGUUAGAGUCCUCUACUCUGCCUGCUGGCUGGCCGACUGCUGGUCACAUUGAAAUGCGCAACUUUGGCUUGAGAUACAGGGAGGACUUGGAGCUGGCUAUUUGUGAUAUUACGGUCACUAUCGAGGGGGGAGAGAAGGUUGGAAUUGUGGGUAGAACAGGAGCAGGGAAGUCAUCUCUGACAUUAGGUCUUUUCCGCAUCAUUGAAGCAGCUCAGGGAGAGAUCCGUAUAGAUGGAGUGAACAUCGCUGAACUUGGCCUGCAUGAACUACGAUCCAGAAUCACAAUCAUUCCUCAGGAUCCAGUGCUGUUCUCAGGAUCCUUGCGUAUGAAUCUGGACCCCUUUGAUGGCUACACUGAUGAGGAGGUGUGGAGAGCUCUGGAACUCGCACAUCUCAAGAACUUUGUGUCUGGCCUGCCUGACAAACUGAACCAUGAGUGUUCAGAGGGAGGAGAAAACCUCAGUUUGGGUCAGCGGCAGCUGGUUUGCCUGGCUCGAGCUCUCCUCAGGAAGACCAAGAUUCUGGUUUUGGAUGAAGCAACAGCAGCUGUGGACCUGGAGACAGACAAUCUCAUUCAGUCCACCAUCCGAACCCAGUUUGAGGACUGCACCGUUCUGACCAUCGCACACCGACUCAACACCAUCAUGGACUACACCAGGGUGCUGGUUCUUGAUAAAGGCCAGAUGGCAGAAUUUGGUUCUCCAUCCACUUUAAUCACCAAGAAGGGAAUUUUCUACAAGAUGGCCAAAGACUCAGGUUUGGUCUGAUAAGGAGAGGGGCUGAAGAGCCCUCUGUUCAUUUAGGAUAUAUCACUGGGUGGAGCCCAUGUAGAGAGAACUAGGCGGGGCAUGGACACUGUAGGUGCCUCUGCAUCGGGCCUAGAGCUCACAUACAGCGUGACUAUGACAUCCAUUACUCUCUACAGCCGUAACUGUAGCCCUCAGUUUUCACUCCAUUUUAAAAGUUUCGCUGCAAAUGCUGCUUUGAAGGAUUGUUUGAUGCCAACAUUUGGAAUGUUUGAUUUCUUCAUAGCUAUUUGUGUUGUCUGAUUUCAUUUGAACGACUUCUCUUUUUGUGAACAUACCAAACCACUGAGUCAUACACUCCUGCUUGUUAGUGAUGAAAACAAAUUAUAAUUUCAAUAUUGUUUUACUAGAAUUGAAGAGUAAAGAACAAUGGUCUUUCUGUGCAAUGUACUGACAAUGCCUUCAGCAGGGAAACACUCCUCCGUGUUCUGUACUUUAUGUAUAUGAGUGUGUGCUCAGUUCAGCAGAGCAUGUGGGGCUCCACCCCAAGCCAGAUAUCUUAUAUGAAGCAAUUCCCUUUAUAACAAUCCUUCUAAAGACACACACAAAAAAAAUAUCACCCAGAGUUUUUAUUGCUGUUGUUUUUUCUUAUUUCAGUAGUAUUUAUUUAUAUCUUGAGAGUAACUCACAAUAUCUAUUACAACAUUAUUUUACCAUAUCAAAUAUUUAUUACCAGGCUUCUCCCACUGAAGAAGUGGCUUAGCCCUGUCUUACCAUUAUCAUGCAGUAGAGGCUAAAUUUGCCUUCUGCUUUGAUUUAGUGAAUGUAUUUUGCUUGCAUAUUUUAUUCAUCAUACAUGUUUACUAUUAUGUCACAGUGAUCAUUACACCAAAAGACUACAAAUGCACUUAUUGUUUAAUUAUUGAAACAGACUAGGUCAAACUAGGGUUUAUUUUUUCCAGCUCUGGUGGGGGAUAUUAUAAAAAAAUAAAAAAACUAUGUUUGGAAUUAUCCUAUACCCAAGGAUCAGAUACCAAAUCAAAGUUGUUCUGUAAGGGAAGAUUGCCCAGUAGAUAGAUGGUCCUUCCUGCCGAGCGCUGUGUGCUUCACUCUGUGUGCUGUAUAUCAUAUCUGUUGACUGUCCGCUCAGUGCGUCAGAUUUCAUUCUUCAGUACCUCCACUCUGCUGUUCUAUUAGAAAAGUGAGCCUUUUGAGUUUUUUUUUUUUAAGGUCAAUCAGUUUCUUUUUUCAAGAACUGACAAACAACCAUAAAUAAUAACAAACUGUGAUAUAUCUGAUUUGUUAUUUAUAUGAUUUGUAUGUUUGCAUAAGAUUAUUAUUUGAUAUUUGUAUACAUGCACUAGUUUUAAGUGUGCUUAGUUUAAUAAAUCAAGCUGACAUGUAAAGGGGAAAAAUAAAUACGUUUUUGUAAA